Messenger RNA from Mycena citricolor, 1971 nucleotides. The record is from the annotation of a GenBank genome assembly. Lineage: Eukaryota; Fungi; Basidiomycota; Agaricomycetes; Agaricales; Mycenaceae.
AUGGCACGAGCACUUGAUCUCUCUCUGCCGCCACCGACUAUGGACCGCAUACGCGCCCGCCUGCGCGCGUUAUUGAAUCCUGGAGAUGACCGAAGUUUGGCUCUGGUGCGGCGGAGGAGGGCUAUGGUGUCCGCGUUGACAAGUCGGAUACAUCUCAUUAGGCUUGCGCUGUUUGUCGCAGGAUACCUAUGGAUGCUCGUGCUUCCAUCUCCACGACUAGGCCGAUAUACAUACAUAGACGAAAAUGCCCUCCAACCCAAUUCCGUCAACACACACUGGAACUGGGGCGAUGUUGCAACUGCAGAUCGCUAUUUGGAGCAGCUUGAACGGUUGAGGGAUGGCAAUGCGACGACACGAAGACGCGCCGCCUUCCUCAGGGAUGAGUUCAUCAAGCUCGGCAUUCCUGCAUCUACACAGAACUACGCGUUUCACAGUCACUCCGGGGUCGUGAACGGAACCAAUGCUUAUGCAGUCCUCUCCGCCCCUCGUACAUCGGGGACCGAAGCUAUGGUCGUCAGCGCAUCUUGGAUCAGUCGUGUGGGAGAGGAGACAGGGACAUUGAAUCUUCGUGGCGUGGCUACUGUACUGGCCCUGGCUCAUUUCUUGAAGCAAUACUCUCUAUGGGCCAAAGACUUUGUCUUCAUCAUUAACGACGGAUAUCUUGACGGGAUGCAGGCUUGGUUGAAUGCAUACCAUGGAUCGAGCCAGUCAAAUCUCCAAUCAGACAAUCUCGAACUGACGUCCGGUGUCAUCUGGACUGCGCUCAACAUCGACUACCCUGGUCAUUCAUUCUCUCACUUGGGAAUUUUCCACGAAGGGAUCAACGGACGUCUGCCAAACCAAGAUCUGCUGAACUCAUUUCAGCAAAUAGCCCGGUGGACCGGAGGGGUGCCCGUUGUUGUGUACGACCAAGUCGACACACCGGUGGAGCUUCCCGGCUGGGUCCCGCAAGUGAUACAGGGGGAACUUGGCACGUAUCUACAGAGAGCCAAGACAGUGGGCAGGCACAUCGUCCACCAAGCAAAUGGCCGGGGCAGUGGUGUCCACGGGCUCUUCCAUCAAUUCCGAAUCGAUGCCUUGACCAUCUUUGGAGUGCCGGCGCAAGGUCCGCAUGGGUUUCAUGCUAUCGGGAGAGUCCUGGAGUCCACGCUGCGCACGACGAACAACUUGCUCGAGCGCUUGCAUGCAUCGUUCUUCUUCUACAUUCUCACCACUUCGGACUGGUUCCUCAAGAUCGGCAGCUUCCUACCGAGUGCCGUGUUGAUCAGUGUCUCGAUGAUGUUUGGCGGUCUGAAAAUCUGGUCUGAUGCUGGGUGGAUCCGUGAUCGAGGAGACGAGAAAAGCGACCCUCAAUGGCUGGAACGAAGCCGACCGGUCUUGCCUGUGUUGGCAAUUAUGCUCUGCACCCACCUUCUAGGAGCCGGGCUCCUCUUGGGUGUAACCAACAUUGAGUACAAACCGGUCCUAUUCGCUGUCUUCUCCGCGAUUCCUCUCUUGGCACUGACUAUGGACACACGGAAAGAGGGGGAUGAUACGGCGUCUGUGUCCUCGAUACUCAAAGCGCUCAAUUUGUGUUUUGCGUCGACUGUGAUCUCCAUUACAACGGUCGUCAAUUUCUCCCUUGCGAUGUCGCUUGCUAUCUUACUGGGCGUCCCAUUGUCUCUCUCAUCCCCCACUCGAUCAGUGCCUACAAAGCUACUCUGCUUUGCGCCAUAUACUGUGCUCGGACUGGGAUGGUUGUUCGCCCGCCACGAAGUGGCCAAAACGGUGUGGGCGUGGGAUGUACUGGGUGUAUGGUUACUGCCGUCUGCGUGUAUUGUAUAUACCCCGUUGGUGCUUCAGGCAGGACUGGACAUCUCCGUGUCUGAGCCAAAGAGAUCGUCGCCGACCUCUUCAGCUUCAGAAUUGAUAUUGACUUGGGCUCGUCUCGCUGGGCCAGUUUCAUCUCCAGGUCAGCAGUCAAUUUCUUGA